AUGGCUGGCCGACCGACUCGCUGGAUUAAGGAGCAGACAGUGCUCAAACCUGCACCGCAAGAUGUGCCAGAUAGCGACUGGCCCUGCUACGUGCUGCGCGAUGCCACAAUCUACCGAAAAGACGGCGAAACACUCGCCAAUCCUCUGCUGGUCCAUCUCGAAGGCCCCCUCGUCAUUCGUGGUAUCUUUGACGUUGACGACGUCGAGGAAGCACUAGUUUCCAACAUCGUCAAACCGAACUUCCGCACCGCCAAGAUCGAGAUCCCCCAUUCUGAGCGAUACUCCAUCGGCUACGGUCCCCUCACCCUCUGGGGUUCGGGUGCCGCUGGCUGGUUUGAGAUCCGACCAUCCUUUAGGUACCAGCGGAUGUACGAUCAAGCUCAGGAGGCGAUAUCACUUUACUACAGCGCGCUCGAAGUGUACGAGCGCCAUAUCAAAGCGUGCAAGGGCAAAAAGAAGGCUCAGCGGCCCGCUGCUCCCACUCUCGACGACGUUUUUUUCAACUACGCCCUUAGGGCCGGAAAUGGCAUUGUCCGCGACGAGGUCGAGGCUUUGUGCAGCAAGUGGGCGGACUUUUUGAUCCCACAAUUUGACAAGGAGGCUGAGCUGGACUGGACUCCAACUAAAUUUGCGAAGUGGCUACGCAAGUUGCACCCCGAUGUGCAGAAAAGGCUCGAUGAUAUUGCGAGGGGGGUGAUUCCUCCGUUGCCUCCCCCGCCAGAGGCUGAUUUCGGCGACUCGCACCCUGCCAGGGGUAGGAGGAGUCGAUCGGCAAGAGCCAGCAGUGAAAGCACGCUGAGCAGCCGAGAUAGUGGGCCUGAUACUGGAGGGGUGCGAGGCAAUUCAUCGAAGCGUCCUCAGAGCCCGAAGGCGAAAACGCUUGCGAGCAGAGCCAAACCCAAAAUCAGCGAAACCCCUGUACCGGUACCCGAGAAAUAUCGUCAGCUUACCCGUCCGGCAGCAGCUGCUAGUGCAUCUCCAGUUCCUUCCAGAGCUUCGGAUGCUGAAGGGCCAGGCGUUGCGCAUGCAUCCCAGACUCAUGCGGAAUCAGUGAAUCGACUUCUCGGGACACUCCAAGAAAUCGCCGAAGAGAGAAACGUCAAGAAGUCUAGUGCUUCCUCGAUCCGUGGCCAUAUCUUCUUCCGCUGUAAAAUUCGCAAUUACCAUGAACGCGACAAUAUCAUCGCAUUUUAUGCGAAAGAUUUACUCCCCCUCCUUGACACGGCGUGGAACGACUCGCCCAUGGAGGCAUGGCUUAAAGAAACCAGUUCAAAGCCAUGGGAGCCACUCCCCGGCCUGGAUCCAGCGAGAAUUCCGGAACAGACCCAACGGAGAACAAAGUUGGUUCCGAAAAAGGAUCCAGCGGCAAAAACAGCCAGGGUUCCUCCUGCUGUUACUUUCAAAGCCAGUGUCACGGCCGCCCAGGCGCAAAUUGAAAGCGACUGGGAGGAUGAUGAAUUCGCAGACUUGCGCCGGAUCGCAUCGCGACCCCCGCCGCGGAAUCAGAGGUCUGGCAAGGGGGCCACUCUGCGCCUCGCUACCAGUUCCAAAAAGCGGCCACGUUCGGAAGUUGAUGACCAAAGCAUUGGAAGCCAGCGCGGUAGGAAAUCAACUAAGGUCAACCACAGCUUUGAAGAUGAGGAGUUUGAAGAGGAUACCAGCGAUGAGGAUGUUUCCGCUGUCGACCAGGAGACAGCGGUGGGCUCCCAGCCUCCUCUGCCCGAGGGUGUGGUUCGCGUCGUUGUCCAUGCUGAGCGAGUCCCUACAUCAUCCCCCAAAGGCGCCGACGGUACUUGGACCUGCGAGCAGGAAGGGUGUACCUAUGUCGUUCGGUCUGCCGAUGAGCACGACUCGCAAGAAGUUAUACAGGCACACUUCCGCGACCACGAGGCGCAAGCUGACAAGAUUAACCUCGCCGUCAAAGAGAGCCGCGGCCACAUGCCCAUCAAGUACGCUUACUUUCCCCCUAUUCUCUUAGUCGUCUGCAUGCACGGCACCUAG
Molecule: messenger RNA, 2001 nt
Organism: Dichotomopilus funicola
Lineage: Eukaryota; Fungi; Ascomycota; Sordariomycetes; Sordariales; Chaetomiaceae
Exons: 3
Coding region: 1-2001 (666 amino acids)
Source: RefSeq, a predicted model, not a curated record